This is a messenger RNA of Rhizopus microsporus ATCC 52813, 762 nucleotides long. RefSeq names its product Shwachman-Bodian-diamond syndrome protein. Bases 1 to 762 code for a protein of 253 amino acids. NCBI's taxonomy places the organism in Eukaryota, Fungi, Mucoromycota, Mucoromycetes, Mucorales, Rhizopodaceae. The record is from RefSeq and is a predicted model, not a curated record. Gene Ontology annotation, biological process: ribosome biogenesis; cytosolic ribosome assembly. The transcript has 5 exons.
AUGGUUAUUCAACAACCUAGCUCACAAAUAAAGCUUACUAAUGUGUCAGUCGUUCGUCUUCGAAAGGGCGGUAAACGUUUUGAACUGGCGUGUUAUAAAAAUAAAGUAAUGGAAUGGAGAAGCAAUGUAGAAACAGAUCUAGACGAAGUAUUACAGAUUCAUAAUGUAUUUACCAAUGUGUCCAAAGGGCAACUUGCAAGCAAGGAAGACUUAAAAAAAUGCUUUAAAACAGAAGAAGUAGAUAAAGUGAUCCAAGAGAUUCUGAAGAAGGGUGAAUUGCAAGUUGCAGAAAAGGAAAGAUCAAAUCAACUGGAAACUCUGUGGAAAGAUAUUGCCAACAUUGUGACAGACAACUGUGUGAACCCUCAAACAAAACGUCCAUAUACAGUCACAAUGAUCGAAAAGGCAAUGCAAGACCUUCAUUUGAGCGUCAAUCCUAAACGUAGCGCCAAAUCUCAAGCAUUAGAUGUGAUCAAGCAACUGCAAGAGAAACAGGUACUGCCUAUCCAACGUGCACAGAUGCGUAUCAGAAUCACAUUACAACAAUCAAAAGAAUCAAAAAAACUACGCGAGAGUAUCUUGCCUCUGCUGACAUCCGUUGAAGAUGAAGAUGCAGGAUCAUCCGAGAUUGAAUUGGUUGCAUUGGUUGAUCCUGGUAAAUAUCGUACAAUCAAUGAUUUAUUACAAAACGAAUCCAAAGGAAAAGGACAGUUAGAAAUCAUGAAUCUAAGAGAAAAGGAAGAAGGAGAUGAAAGGUUUUAA